UAUGACCGAAGUUAAAGAAUAUCAAAUUAACAAUUUUAGCACAAUAUUUGUCAAUUAAGAACAAACUGGCAUAACAAAAUGAUAAAUCUAACCAUCAAUGAGAUUUCUUUACAUUUAAACACUUUAUUAUCCCAGAAAAACAAGAAAAAACUUGAAACUAGGAAAAGUUCAAUUCUUUUUAAAACUGGUUUGACAAGUUUCUUGAGUCUAAAAAUAGACACCAUGGCACUAUUAUUAGAAAGGAGGUUCUGUUUAUAAGCAAAAGGGUUUCGAUUGCAGUUUGUAAAGUAUCAGUCACAGGUUGAGUGGAAUUUGAGAAUCCACAACAAGCCUCAGGAUGAACGGAAUUAAAUGUAUGAAGACAACCUUUGCAGUAUGCAAUAUACUAUUUUUUAUAAUGGGCAUAGCUGCAAUGUGUAUUGGGAUAUAUUUGAAAGUGUCCAGAUCAGAUUUCGUUGAGAUCCUACAGAGUAAAGAAUUUGAGACAUCCUCAGCAUUGUUGAUAUCUGCUGGUAUAAUUGUUAUAGUUGUGGCCCUUGUUGGUUUUAUAGGAGCAUGGAUGAACAACCAAUGCAUGCUGGGGCUGUAUUUUAUUUUCGUUAUUGUUAUUUUUGCCAUGGAAUUAGCAGCAGGAAUAAUAGCUUUCAUAUACAGAAAAGAUAUUGAAGUAAUUAUUAGGAGAGAGUUAUUAGAAGGUGUGAAGAAAGAUGAAACUAGAAGUGCAUGGGACAAAUUGCAAGAAAAGUACUUAUGUUGUGGAGUAAACAAUUACACAGACUGGUACGGAGUUUAUGAUAUCCAUAAUUAUAAAACUUUACCAGACUCGUGUUGUGGUUACGCUGGAUGUGGACAAUCUGGUGGUGUAGUGGCAUAUCGUAUUAGUUGUUAUGAAGAUGCCAAAGAAUGGAUUAUAGACAAUUUCUACCUGAUUGGAGCUGCAGGGGUUGCUAUAGGUGUACUGCAGUUAUUACUUGUUAUUGUCUCCCUUGCCCUCAUUUGCUUUAUUCGAAAGGAAAAGAGUUACAAGGAUUAUAGAAGACGUUCUGCUGGAAACUUUGGUAGUGGAAUUCAAAAGUUGUGAGAUUGGAACUGUGUAGCCAUACAUUUGAACCCUAUAUUACAGUGUGUACUUUGAAUUGUAAUGUGCAUGUUUGGGAUGUUAUAACUAAUCUUAGAAACAAAAGAACAGAUCACUUUCGAACAGAAUUUUAUGUAGUGUGUUUAUCAUUGCAGAAGGAUGACUCCUAUACAAAUGUAAACUUAGACAUUUUUGUGUACAUUUAUUGUAUAGAUCCUUCAAAAAUGGACAAAAAUGCAAGUUUGAUUACCAGGAUUGUGAUUUCAGGAAAUGCUACAAUUAAAUAUUAAAAUCAUAAAGAUUUUUUUUGUAGCGAACAUAUCAUGUAGCAAUUUUCUGUAUAAUAAAAAUGUCUAUAAAUUUCUGAAUUUAUGGUAAUUAAAACUUAUUUUUAGUCAACUGUUCUAUGGUAUUUGAAAAGUUCCAAGAUCUUGCAUUAAAAAAUACAUGCAAUGAAUUCUUAAUACAUAGUUAUUAAAGACAUGUCUCACUGGUUGAAACAUGCUCACAAUAAACAGUCUUUCAUAUAGUCUGCCUUUCUUUAUCUUCUCCAUUUACCAAAGAAAUAUUCAGAGAUGUGUUUCUGGAUAUAUUGUAAUUUGCAUGUUUUGCAUGUAAAAGAAAAGGUGGAUGUUGUUAAAUGUUUGUAUUAUUGAAAUAUGCACAACAUCUCUAAAUAAGGUAGAAAAGAAAGGAAAGGGUAAAGAAUUUUUAAGUUUGAAUAAAUAAAUUGCUACACUUGCCAUCAUAAGUUCAAAUUUGCUAAAAUGCUCAAUAAAUAAACUAUAUUGCGCUGAGAAAUUGAUCACUUCUUUAUUCAAUUGAUUUGAGUUUUUUGUGGCAAGUUAAAAAUUAAUUUCAUGUCAUUGCCAAGUAAAUUUUGAACCUGAUGUUUUCAAGACUUAUGAAGAAUAAUUGACAAAACAUUGGUAAAUAUAGACAGGUUAUUCACGUUUUUAUCUCAUCUGCUAUGAAUCAAAUAUUGUGAGACACUAAAACUUCAACACCAACUACAAGAAGGUCUUUGGUAUUGAUUGGUUAAAAGUGUAUUUAUUCUUCAUGUGAAAAUUGUGAUAUUUAUAUAUUUUUUAUUAUAUUUUUGUCAAGUAUUGCAUUUGUACAUGUAUUUUGAUUUUAUAUAAAAAAAAACUAUAUAUAAAAAUGAUACAAAAAUGUAAUAAUAAUACUUAAAAAGUAAAAAAGAUAAAAAAAAAAAUAUGA
Mytilus californianus (California mussel) is the source of this 2299-nucleotide messenger RNA. Its product is annotated as tetraspanin-9-like. Lineage: Eukaryota; Metazoa; Mollusca; Bivalvia; Mytilida; Mytilidae. The transcript has 8 exons. Gene Ontology annotation, cellular component: membrane. Bases 338 to 1081 code for a protein of 247 amino acids. The record is from RefSeq and is a predicted model, not a curated record.